Messenger RNA from Culicoides brevitarsis, 3066 nucleotides. RefSeq names its product DNA repair and recombination protein RAD54B-like. Bases 39 to 3041 code for a protein of 1000 amino acids. Gene Ontology annotation, biological process: double-strand break repair via homologous recombination; reciprocal meiotic recombination. Lineage: Eukaryota; Metazoa; Arthropoda; Insecta; Diptera; Ceratopogonidae. Gene Ontology annotation, cellular component: nucleus. The record is from RefSeq and is a predicted model, not a curated record. The transcript is spliced from 2 exons. Gene Ontology annotation, molecular function: ATP-dependent chromatin remodeler activity; DNA translocase activity; ATP binding.
AUGAAAUUUCUUCAAAAAUCAUCAAAAAUCUUUAAAAAAUGAGACGUUCUAAAGCACCGUCAUCCUCCCAAAACCCCGGAAUCUUCAGUAUUUUACAAAGUUCAGAAAAUCAUGUUAAGGAACUCGAACGAAUUGGAGCCACAAAACCCUCUAACAGACCAGAGCCUUUUCCCGUAAGCUUCAAAAAAUUCUCAGUUGUCUUUGGAAAGUCUUCAACGAAGAAACACAAGACAUUUUCGGAAGAUGGAAUGAUCGAAGUCAAUCAAAACGGGACAAUUGUACUGAAAAACGACAAAGGACGUUUUAUUUCGAGUGACAGCAAAGGAAAAAUCAUUGAAGAGGGAUCUGUGAUAACAAUCGGAGGCUAUGACGUUCAAAUUGGCGACGAAAUUAACGAAGUUUCUAAGAAAAUUUCGACUAAACCUGUGAAAAAAAUUGGAAAUCAUUCAUUUCAAAGUCCGUUAUUAACGAAUUUUCAUGAAAAACACGAAAAAGAAGAAGAAAAAGUCGAAAAAAGAGUUUAUACUGUGAUCUAUGGACCUGUUUCAACCAAAAAACACAAGACCUUUGACGAUGAUGGAACGUUAGAAGUCGAAGGAAAAGUCGCGCGUUUGAAAGACAUUCGAGGAAGGCUCGUCGCUACAUAUCACAAACUCAAAUCCGAAGAAAUCCAGGACGGAGAUCGAUUAAUUAUCGAAGGAAAAGAGGUUGAAAUCGUUGAAUUAUUAAAUUCUGAAGCAAAUUCCAGCGUUAAAAGAAGCAAUAAUGACGUAAAUCAAAAAAUUGUCAAAAAAAUGAAGACUUUUGUCUCUCCUGUGAUGACUUACGUUGAAACCGAAUCAAAUUCUGAACCUCAAGACCAAGAAAUUACUUCGGGAUAUUAUUACGGAGAGCCAUCACAGCCUUGUGAAGUGCCUUUUAGUCAACCAAUGGACAUCAAAACUUCAUUUCAACCGAAUUUUACUCAGUCACAAGCCAUAGAAACUGAAAAUGAUGAAAUUUUUGAGCCAGAAACUGCUGCUCCUGAGUGCCCCAACGUUUUUGAUGACUCUUCGAAUGAUUCAGAAAGAACAAUUUCAAUUUAUUCCGAUGAACUUUUAAUGCCAAACCCUCCAAAUGAUCUCAUUUUUCGAAAUAAGUUGAAUAUUUCUCUCAUACAACCCGUUAAAGUGCCUGCUUUUUUGGCUUCCCAACUGCGCGAACAUCAAAAAGUAGGAAUUCGCUUCCUGUACGAGUGUGUGAUGGGAUUUCACAGCAUCAACGGCAUCCCCAUCGAAGGUGCCAUCCUCGCCGACGAAAUGGGCUUGGGAAAAACCAUUCAAACGAUCGCUUUGAUCUACAUGCUGCUCAAACAAAACCCCUUCAACAAAUUAGUCCCGAUCGCCAGACGAGUUUUGAUCGUCACAAACAGCAGUUUGGUCGAAAAUUGGAAGCAAGAAAUCUUCAAAUGGCUCGAACACCAAAGAAUUUACUCGUUCGAGGUCUCAGCGAAGAACAAACCGUCAAAAUUCGCAAAUGCAACGCAAAUCCCGAUCAUGAUAAUUUCAUACGAAUCGCUGGCGAAGCACAUUGACGACAUAAAAAACAUCAAUUUCGACGUUGUCGUUUGCGACGAAGGGCAUAAGAUGAAAAAUGUCAAUACGAAUGUCGCAUCGAGGCUUAAUGAGUUGCCUUGUAAGCGUCGAAUCAUCUUAACGGGGACCCCAAUUCAAAAUAACUUGGAAGAACUUCAUGCUUUGGUGGAUUUCGUGAAUCCCGGAGUGCUCGGAAACUAUUCCGAGUUCAAAGUUCGUUACGAAAAUCCGAUUGUGCAAAGUCAAAAUCCCUCAGUGUUGCCACAAUUUAAGGAAUUGGGAAUUUUGAGACAAAAAGAACUCUCGGAAAUUCUGAAAAAGUUCAUUUUGCGACGAACUCAAGACGUUUUGCAAAAAUUUCUGCCGCAAAAGCAGGAAAUUGUCGUUGUUUGUGCCGCAUCUGACGUUCAACGCGCUUUAUACACGAAAUUAUUGACGUACUAUCACGAGCAAAAGGAAAAUUUGGAAAAAACAGUGUCGCCGUUGCAAUUAAUCACGAUGCUCAAGAAAAUUUGUAAUCAACCAUCGUUGUUGCUGAGUGACAAAUCGCCUGAAUUUGCGUUUUUACGCAAAAAAAUCCCAUCGAUCUCGCAAAGUUCCAUUUAUGACUCGUCCAAACUCGAAAUUGUGCAUUUUCUGUUGGAAGCUUUGAAAGAAACCGACGAACGAGUCGUUCUCGUGUCAAAUUACAACAAAACUUUGGACAUUUUGGAGGCAAUGUGUCGUGAUUUCAGCUUCAAUUACGUUCGUUUAGACGGAACAACAGCAAUUUCGGAUCGCGCGAAGGCUGUAAAGUCCCUAAAUGACCCUUCGUCGAACACUUUUGUCUUUUUACUGUCUGCCAAAGCGGGAGGCACGGGAUUAAAUCUCAUCGGAGCAAGUAGAUUGGUGUUGUACGACAACGAUUGGAAUCCCGCGACAGAUUCACAGGCUUUGGCACGCAUUUGGCGCGACGGACAAACCCGAAAAGUAUAUAUUUAUCGACUUGUGACGGCAAAUACGAUCGAGGAGAAGAUUUUUCAGCGUCAAAUGACGAAAACAUCACUUGGGGGAUGCGUCAUGGACCAUAAUGUCAAUCAAAAAUCCUUGAAAUUCACAGAUGAAGAGCUCAAAGCACUUUUUGCAGUACCUGAGGACUAUGAAACUUGCAGCACGCAUGAAAUGCUGAAAUGUAAAUGUGCUGGAUUGGGCGAUGUACCUGAAGAAUCUUCGCAGGAGUCGAUGGAAAUGCUUUUGGAUAGCGAAUCAAACGACGGAUCAGAGGCUUCGUUCAAAAUUAGGCCAAAAAAUCGCGCAAAACCGAAAAAUCCAGGGGUAAAUUCGUUGCAAAUGCAUGAAUUAAUGAAAUAUGAACAUCAUAUGGCGCCCGUUGAAGAGGAUUUGUUGGAGGAAUUGUGCUUAAAGGACGCCAUCGACAUCAUUAAGUUCAUUUUCCGGAACGUAACGGAAAGUAAGGUCACUAUUUAGUAAUAAAUAUUUAUUUUUUUGGUAA